UUCAUAUUUCGUUCUCCUUUAAUGGCUAAGUGGAUCAGAGUGGAGUUGGUAUAUAAGAGGUAGGGCUGAGUAGCAGUGAGAGUAGAAAAGAAAUGGAGGGAGAAGAUUACAAAUACCAUAGAAUACAAGACGCCCUCACUUCCAUUAACCAAAAAGUCAGUCUCUUCGGUUCCGUUAUCGAGAUCGGCUUACCAAGGAAAACCAGAGGCACCGAUUGGGUUUGCACUCUCAAAAUAAUAGACGACUCGUUUUGCAAAAAUGGGCUCACAGUUAAUAUGUUCUCUUCCACUGUGGAAAUGCUUCCUCGUAUACUAUCUCUCGGUGAUAUUAUUCAGCUCUCUCGUGUUCUGAUCAAGAGUCAUCAUGGAGAAGCCAAUGCAGUUUUUAACAAGUCCUACUCUUGGUUUGCUUUAUAUGAAGCAAAAAUUGAUGGAGACUUUCUUCCUUAUCAAUGCUCCCCAAAAUAUAAUCCAAGAGACGAUAACUUUAAUUAUGUUUCGGCCUUGAGAAAAUGGCUUGCUGACUUUCGUCUUGAUGAUGGUUCAGAUAGCUUCAUUUUCUUGCGAGAGAUGAAAGAAAGAGAACAAGCUACUUUAGCUUGCAAAGUGCUUCACAUAUGCAAAGUUUCUGAAAAACAAUGGAUGGUGCUUCUAUGGGAUGGGACUGAUUCUCCACCAAAUAAGAUAGACUCAAAAUUGGAGAAUAAAUGGGAAAAGCCAUUUCCCUUACAAGUGGAGCCCCUUCCGUUGGCGAGAGAUAUAUCAUGUACAUUUCCAGCUGUUGGUACGAUAUUACGGGUUAUGAUUGACCAAGAAAAUGAGAAGCAUGUCCUACAUUUACUGAAUAUCGGCAAAUGGGUGAAGUUUCUCAGCAUACUUUGUGAAGUGCACGUAGGAUUGUGGCGUGGUGUGUUGACGCCCUUCACAAAGCUACGUUAUAUUUCAAAUGAGAGUCCAAUUGCUUUAGCAUGCCAGAAGUCUUCCGACGCCCGAUUGUCAUCAAGGUCUAGGCGCAUCCCAUAUUGGUGCUUUGCUUGGCAUUCAAGUGUUACAGAGAUUGAUUAUGACGGUACGACUUUUGUCACAUUAAUGGAUGUUCUAACCCAUUCACAGGUAACAGCUAAAUUCAAGUGUAUAGUUCGGGCAGUGGCUGCAUUUCCAUGGGAAGUAGAGGAUUAUUGCAAUUCUGAUGGAACUUAUGGGAUCAGACUGACCAUCGAGGAUCCAACUGCCAGAAUCCAUGCUUAUAUAUAUGCAGAAGAUGGGGAGGAGUUUUUUGGUGGUCAUCCUUCCAUUGAUGUACUGAGAAACAAGAGAAACACGUUGCUUGGCGUAGCUGUAAACGACGAGGGAAAGGAAGUUACGGGCGCUCCCAGAAAUCCUCCAUGGAUAGAAUGUUGCAUAAAAUCUUAUUAUAUUGAUAUAAAUAAUAAGUGGGGAAGCAGGCAUUUUAGAAUUUUUGCCACCAAGCAUGUAGCCUAAGUAGCAUUUUGUUUUAUUUUUGUAGCAUUCAGAAUGUCAUAUCCGUUAAUCUCAGGCAGACAGUUUUAGUAGGAGUUUUCUCAGCAUGACAAUUUGUAUAUUAAUAUUAUUAUUAUGUCAUAUCAGUUGAUGA
Mercurialis annua (annual mercury) is the source of this 1614-nucleotide messenger RNA. RefSeq names its product protection of telomeres protein 1b. Gene Ontology annotation, cellular component: chromosome, telomeric region; nuclear telomere cap complex. The transcript is spliced from 10 exons. The record is from RefSeq and is a predicted model, not a curated record. Gene Ontology annotation, biological process: telomere capping; regulation of telomere maintenance via telomerase. Gene Ontology annotation, molecular function: telomerase inhibitor activity; G-rich strand telomeric DNA binding. NCBI's taxonomy places the organism in Eukaryota, Viridiplantae, Streptophyta, Magnoliopsida, Malpighiales, Euphorbiaceae. Bases 93 to 1481 code for a protein of 462 amino acids.